Homo sapiens (human) is the source of this 6201-nucleotide messenger RNA. It is a transcript of the gene MTAP, whose product is annotated as methylthioadenosine phosphorylase. Bases 232 to 1134 code for a protein of 300 amino acids. Gene Ontology annotation, biological process: L-methionine cycle; nucleoside metabolic process. The transcript is spliced from 8 exons. Gene Ontology annotation, molecular function: pentosyltransferase activity; S-methyl-5-thioadenosine phosphorylase activity; catalytic activity. Gene Ontology annotation, cellular component: nucleus; cytoplasm. Lineage: Eukaryota; Metazoa; Chordata; Mammalia; Primates; Hominidae. The record is from RefSeq and is marked reviewed.
CUCCGCACUGCUCACUCCCGCGCAGUGAGGUUGGCACAGCCACCGCUCUGUGGCUCGCUUGGUUCCCUUAGUCCCGAGCGCUCGCCCACUGCAGAUUCCUUUCCCGUGCAGACAUGGCCUCUGGCACCACCACCACCGCCGUGAAGGUGAGAUGAGCCCUCCCAGCCGCAGCGGUUCGCCCUGCCGGAUGCCUUCUCGCCCCCGCGCCGGGGGACCGCGCCUCCGGGGGCCAUGCGCCCGGCCCGUGCGUCCCUUGCCGCCGCGGGGAGGGACUGGGGCGCGGCACUCGGGACUCACUUGCCGCGCGAGGAGAGGAUUGGAAUAAUUGGUGGAACAGGCCUGGAUGAUCCAGAAAUUUUAGAAGGAAGAACUGAAAAAUAUGUGGAUACUCCAUUUGGCAAGCCAUCUGAUGCCUUAAUUUUGGGGAAGAUAAAAAAUGUUGAUUGCGUCCUCCUUGCAAGGCAUGGAAGGCAGCACACCAUCAUGCCUUCAAAGGUCAACUACCAGGCGAACAUCUGGGCUUUGAAGGAAGAGGGCUGUACACAUGUCAUAGUGACCACAGCUUGUGGCUCCUUGAGGGAGGAGAUUCAGCCCGGCGAUAUUGUCAUUAUUGAUCAGUUCAUUGACAGGACCACUAUGAGACCUCAGUCCUUCUAUGAUGGAAGUCAUUCUUGUGCCAGAGGAGUGUGCCAUAUUCCAAUGGCUGAGCCGUUUUGCCCCAAAACGAGAGAGGUUCUUAUAGAGACUGCUAAGAAGCUAGGACUCCGGUGCCACUCAAAGGGGACAAUGGUCACAAUCGAGGGACCUCGUUUUAGCUCCCGGGCAGAAAGCUUCAUGUUCCGCACCUGGGGGGCGGAUGUUAUCAACAUGACCACAGUUCCAGAGGUGGUUCUUGCUAAGGAGGCUGGAAUUUGUUACGCAAGUAUCGCCAUGGCGACAGAUUAUGACUGCUGGAAGGAGCACGAGGAAGCAGUUUCGGUGGACCGGGUCUUAAAGACCCUGAAAGAAAACGCUAAUAAAGCCAAAAGCUUACUGCUCACUACCAUACCUCAGAUAGGGUCCACAGAAUGGUCAGAAACCCUCCAUAACCUGAAGAAUAUGGCCCAGUUUUCUGUUUUAUUACCAAGACAUUAAAGUAGCAUGGCUGCCCAGGAGAAAAGAAGACAUUCUAAUUCCAGUCAUUUUGGGAAUUCCUGCUUAACUUGAAAAAAAUAUGGGAAAGACAUGCAGCUUUCAUGCCCUUGCCUAUCAAAGAGUAUGUUGUAAGAAAGACAAGACAUUGUGUGUAUUAGAGACUCCUGAAUGAUUUAGACAACUUCAAAAUACAGAAGAAAAGCAAAUGACUAGUAAACAUGUGGGAAAAAAUAUUACAUUUUAAGGGGGAAAAAAAAACCCACCAUUCUCUUCUCCCCCUAUUAAAUUUGCAACAAUAAAGGGUGGAGGGUAAUCUCUACUUUCCUAUACUGCCAAAGAAUGUGAGGAAGAAAUGGGACUCUUUGGUUAUUUAUUGAUGCGACUGUAAAUUGGUACAGUAUUUCUGGAGGGCAAUUUGGUAAAAUGCAUCAAAAGACUUAAAAAUACGGACGUACUUUGUGCUGGGAACUCUACAUCUAGCAAUUUCUCUUUAAAACCAUAUCAGAGAUGCAUACAAAGAAUUAUAUAUAAAGAAGGGUGUUUAAUAAUGAUAGUUAUAAUAAUAAAUAAUUGAAACAAUCUGAAUCCCUUGCAAUUGGAGGUAAAUUAUGUCUUAGUUAUAAUUAGAUUGUGAAUCAGCCAACUGAAAAUCCUUUUUGCAUAUUUCAAUGUCCUAAAAAGACACGGUUGCUCUAUAUAUGAAGUGAAAAAAGGAUAUGGUAGCAUUUUAUAGUACUAGUUUUGCUUUAAAAUGCUAUGUAAAUAUACAAAAAAACUAGAAAGAAAUAUAUAUAACCUUGUUAUUGUAUUUGGGGGAGGGAUACUGGGAUAAUUUUUAUUUUCUUUGAAUCUUUCUGUGUCUUCACAUUUUUCUACAGUGAAUUUAAUCAAAUAGUAAAGUUGUUGUAAAAAUAAAAGUGGAUUUAGAAAGAUCCAGUUCUUGAAAACACUGUUUCUGGUAAUGAAGCAGAAUUUAAGUUGGUAAUAUUAAGGUGAAUGUCAUUUAAGGGAGUUACAUCUUUAUUCUGCUAAAGAAGAGGAUCAUUGAUUUCUGUACAGUCAGAACAGUACUUGGGUUUGCAACAGCUUUCUGAGAAAAGCUAGGUGUUUAAUAGUUUAACUGAAAGUUUAACUAUUUAAAAGACUAAAUGCACAUUUUAUGGUAUCUGAUAUUUUAAAAAGUAAUGUUUGAUUCUCCUUUUUAUGAGUUAAAUUAUUUUAUACGAGUUGGUAAUUUUUGCUUUUUAAUAAAGUGGAAGCUUGCUUUUUUAACUCUUUUUUUAUUGUUAUUUUAUAGAAAUGCUUUUUGUUGGCCGGGCACAGUUGCUCAUCCAUGUAAUCCCAGCACUGUGGGAGGCCGAGACGGGUGGAUCACAAGGUCAGGAGAUCGAGACCAUCCUGGCUAAUGCGUUGAAACUCCGUCUCUACUAAAAAUACAAAAAAUUAGCUGGGCGUGGUGGUGGGCACCUGUAGUCCCAGCUACUCAGGAGGCUGAGGCAGGAGAAUGGUGUGAACCUGGGAGGUGGAGCUUGCAGUGAGCAGAGCUUGCAGUGAGACGAGCUUGUGCCACUGCACUCCAGCCUGGGCAACAGAGUAAGACUCAGUCUCAAAAAAAAAAAAAAGAGUGAAAUGCUUUUUGUUUGCUUCAGUUUUUUAUCAUGGGGAGAUCUUUUUCCUCAGAAUUGUUUUCUUUUCACUGUAGGCUAUUACAGGAUACUUCAGGAUCAAGAUACAGAACCUUUUAUUUAAAGAGUUUGUAAAGUCAAUGUGUUUGUUUGUGUCUCUGAGAUUGACUUCAAGAUAAUAAGCUGCUAAUUGUAAACAAAACAGUUACCCUCCAGUAUUAAUAUGACUCAUUAGUGUGAGCCAUUUGGGUCAAGUAUGAUUAUGACCCUUGGACUUCCUGAUGUAGUAUUAAAUUUCAACUCUGGUUAUCCAUUAGCAAUCUGUAGAGAACUUAAUGAACCUGAACCCAGGCUUCUCUAGCUCUGGUAACGUGUGAUUGUUUUCACUACAAUAUGAUACAUAGAUGGUACCUUACUUUUCCUCAUUCUUAAUAGGUGUCUAAGAAUGUCAGGGCAAAAGUAUGGGCAUUUUUCUUGCUAUGUUCAGAAAGUACAGUUCUCUCCAACUUGCAGAGGUACUUUUCUUGAUUAAAUAGCCUUCUCUAGCAACAUCAUUUUCAGACUAACUAAAUGAAUGCAGUAUACUCUUUUCUUUGUUCUCAAUCAUUCACUCCUUAUGCAAAGCCAAUAUAAUUUUCCUCAUACCUUAUGCUUGAGGAUAUUGUUGAAGAACACUUCCUGGAACACUUCUCACUUGUGAUGCUGUACUAAUUUUUUUUUUUUAAUUUAAGCUAGUAUACUAAGUGAACACCAUGGUCAGUUGUGAGCAUUUUGGUUUCCGCAAAGGAUGGAUGGUGAGCAUCAUGGGAAAGCUGUAGUUUAGUGACUUAGCCCUUAGUGAUUAAUAGAUUUGCAUGUACAUAGAAGUCUUUGUUGGCCUUAUAAUCUGCUGUUAUAUUUGGCAUGGAUUUUCAUGGUUUUGAGAAUGACAUCCUGGCCCUGUGGUCCCCGAGGGUCAUGGUCCUUGUGACCUGGCCCCUGUUCACUGCCCCCUUCGCUAGCACGAGUUGCUGUGCAGGGCUGGAGGUAGCUACCAUGGCUUGUUUCAAGGAAGGAAACUCUGGUACGGUGGCACCCUCAGGAGUGGAGGACAGUGAACUUCCUUGAAGAGGGAGUGACUAAGGUGACCUCCAACCUGCCCUGAGCCAGCUGCCCUGCAGGUGCCACGUGAGCCUGCUCUGGCAUCCACAGGAUGCUCCUGGAGCCUCUUCUCUGGCUGCUACCUCAGGGCAUGGUUGUGGCCCCACCAACACCUAUUUUCCAAAUAAUUAUUCAUUCUUGUGACAGUGGCCUGAACAUGUUUUUAAUUUUCUCAACAAGCAUUUAGCCAGCACUUAUCCAGUGAAACAAUUUGAUAAGGUUUCAAGGAGUAUCUGAUGGGUUAGGAAGUCACGAAAUGAGGAGUUCUUGCCACAUUUGCAGAGUCCCUCCUUGAUAAGGUUUGGCGGUGUCCCCACCCAAAUCUCAUGUUGAAUUGUAGUUCCCAUAAUCCCCACAUGUUGUGGGAGGGACCCAGUGGGAGGUAAUUAAAUCAUGGGGGUGGUUACCCCCACACUGCUGUUCUCAUGAUACUGAGUUCUCACAAGUCCUGUUUGUUUUAUAAGGGGCUUUUCCCCCUUUUGCUCAACACUUCUUCCUGCCAUCAUGUGAAGAAGGACGUGUUUGUUUCCCCUUCUGCCACGAUUGUAAGUUUCCUGAGGCCUUCCCAGCUAUGUGGAACUGUGAGUUAAUUAAACCUCUUUCCUUUAUAAAUUACCCAGUCAUGGGCAGUCCUUUACAGCAGCAUGAGAAUGGACUAAUACACUCCUCAAAUGUUUUGAAGAUUGUUGCACCUUGGAACUACCAGUGUGCACACAAUCUGGCUCAAUGUAUAUAUUGGCCCAGCAAGGCAAAGAACUGAAGUUCCAGGAUGGAAGAACCUGUGUUCUCCUCAUAAUAGUAUAGAAUAAUUCAAGAUAGGCAAGAAGGACAGCAGUAAAUGAAGACCAUGGAAGAAAAGAAGGAAUGCCAAAGAUCGAGGAAAUCUACCAAGACUAGUAGGGUAGUCCAGAAGAAGCUGUUUCAGGGCCUGUUGCCAGCUAUGCCUUUGAGAACCUCGGGAUCCCAAAGAAUGAGGGGAAUUUCUUCAGAAAGACAAUCUCGGCAUGCAUUAUUUCUUUGUUUUGAAGAUUCACUCAUGUUGCAUGCAUCUGUAGCUUGUGCCUUUUUUAUUGCCUAGUAGUAUUCUGUCAUAUGCCUAUCUUACAAUUUGAUUAUCUAUUCACCUGUUGAUGAAUGUUUGAAUUUUUUCCAUUUGAGGAAUUUUAUGAAUAAAGCUGCUAUAAGCAUGAAAUUACAAGUCUUUUUGUGAACAUAUUUUCACUUGUGCAAAUGCCUAUACUCCCACCAGUAAUUUGUAAGAAUUCUUGACAAAGCUUGGUAUUGUCAGCGUUUUUAAUUUUAGCCAUUCUAUUGGGUAUAUUUUGAUAUCUCGUGGUUUUGAUUUGCAUUUUUCUGAUUAAAGAUGUUGAACUUCUUUUCAUGUGCUUAUUGGCCAUUCACAUAUUUCGUGAACUAUCUGUACAAAUAUUUUUGUUUAUUAAAAAAUUAGAUUGUUUUGUUUUAUUAUUGAAUAGUAAGAAUUGUUUAUAUAUUCUGGAUACACUCUUUUUCAGAUAUGUGUGUUGUGACUAUUCUUAGUCUUUAGCUUGCCUUUUCAUUUUCUUAAUUAUGUCUUUCAAAGAACAAGUUUUUCAUUUUGACGAAGCCUAGUUUAUCAAUUUUUUUUAUGGUUGGUGCUUUUUGUGUGUUCCAAGAAAUCUUUGCCUACUCAUUUAAUUACCUGUGUGCCCUUGUCAAAAUCAUUUAAUUUUGACUACUCACUUAAUUACCUUGCCUACUCAUUUAAUUACCUGUGUGCCCUUGUCAAAAUUUACUGUUUAUCUGUGAAUCUGGAUGAUCUAUUUAUGUCAUUUAUCUAUGUGUCUCUUCUUAUGCCAGUACCCCACUGUCUUGAUUAUUGUGGCUUUAUGGUGUCUUGAAAUUAAGUAUUGUUAAGCUUUGCAAUCUUUUCCAAGAUUGUUUUGGCUAUAGGUCCUUUCUUUAUAAAGUUUAUAUUAAGCUUCUCCAUUUUUCUUUAAGAAAAAAUCUGCUGGAAUGGCACUGAAUUUUUAGGUCGAUUUGGGAAGAAUUGACAAUAUUGAACCUUUCAAUCGAUGGACAUGGUAUGUUUCUGCAUUUAUUUGGGCCUUUUAAAAUUUAUCUCAGCAAUAUUUUGUAGUUUUAGUGAAGAAGUCUUGUAUAUAUCUUUUGUUAAAUGUAUUCCUAAAUAUUUUGUGGAAAUGUUACUGUAAAUAGUACUUUAAUUUCAUUUUUAAGUUUAUUGCUGGUAUACAGAAAUAUGUUUUAUUUUUGUAUAUUGACUUUAUAUUCUGUAAUCUUAUUAAAUUCACUUAGUUCAGUA